Molecule: messenger RNA, 3103 nt
Organism: Gigantopelta aegis
Lineage: Eukaryota; Metazoa; Mollusca; Gastropoda; Neomphalida; Peltospiridae
Product: hemicentin-1-like
Exons: 18
Coding region: 115-2673 (852 amino acids)
Biological process (GO): cell-cell adhesion
Cellular component (GO): cell-cell junction
Molecular function (GO): cell adhesion molecule binding
Source: RefSeq, a predicted model, not a curated record
AUACAACCAGAACCGCGAGCGGACAUGUUGGGGUCGGUAAAUGUAACCGAUUGCUGUUAAUGUGACGUCCAUUACUCGUGAGAUUCUCUCUAAAAGAGAUACAGUUAUCAAACCAUGUUCGUGUGGGUCCGUGAAUCACGUGAAUCAGGAUUUCUCUUCUUCAUCUUCGUCUGCGCUAGUACUAUAAUUAUCAAAGAUACCUAUGGAUUAGGAUCUAUAUACUUUUCCCCGUCAACACCUCCUACGCACAUUACAGAAGGAGGAACUAUCGGUGUGACCUGUAAAUCUACAAGUUGCGAUUCAUCUUGUUCUUUCCGUUGGAGUCGGCCAGGUCAACAAAGUCUAGAUGGCUCUCAGUUGACAGUAAGAGACAUAAGAAGAAGUCAAGCAGGAACUUAUACAUGUACUGUAUCUGAUUCUUCGGAUAUCAAAACGAAGAGGUUUGGGCUGAACGUCUAUUAUGGCCCAGACUCUGUACCAUUCAGCCUAUCAUCUCCCCACCACAUCAAAGAAGGAAACGACCUCACGGUGAGCUGUGCUACUUCUUGUAGUCCAAGCUGCAACUAUGCCUGGACGAUGGGGAGGCAGCAGAAAGCAACAAGUUCUGCGCUGACAAUACCAAACAUAAGUCGAGAUCAGGCAGGAACCUACACAUGUACUAUAACUAACACUGGCACCUCGACGACAAAGAACAAACAGUUUCAGCUGAAUGUUGACUAUGGCCCAGACUCCGUAACUUUCAGCUCGACACCACCAGAGCACAUCAACGAAGGUGACAGUCUUCGAGUGGCGUGUACUGCUGAAUGUAAACCAGGCUGCUCUUAUUCUUGGACAUUUGGGAAUCAGCAGAUUGGAACAGAUCCUGUAAAGCUAAUUCCAAGCAUUGGACGAGAUCAGUCAGGAACUUACACAUGCAUUGUUACCAACACCGCUACCCGGGACAGAAAAAGAAAGAUGUUUUCGCUGGACGUUUAUUACCAGCAGCAAAUCACGUCCCUCACAUUGAACUCACAACCUUCUGGAGUGACAGUCACUGAGCGGACUGUUGUGACUCUGCGGUGCGUGGUGGAUAGUAACCCGGUCUCUGACAUCAAACUCUUCAACGGCUCGUACCCCAUCCACGAGGUAUUCAACUCCAGCACCACCGAGUAUAGUUUGGGGCAAGUCGAGUGUUUAGACACCGGAGAGUAUAGAUGCAAGGGCAGAAAUAGAAUAUGGCAUGCCGUCUCCAGAACUGUGAAGCUCGACGUGACGUGCUCACCGAAGAUAGACCAUCGCGUUCCAUUCCAGGGUACAUUUCACGCAGCAUUAUUGAGUGACGCCACUCUGAGUGUACCCAUUAUAGCAAACCCGCCAGCACAAUGUAGAUGGUUCAGACUACAGGACAAUGGAGACAGACGCUUGCUCGGAACCAGCCGUCCAGAAGUGGUGUCUGCUGCAUCUGGUAUUGGGAAGUUCACGCUGAGGAAUGCUCAACUCGAAGACUUUGGCAGCUACCAGGUGGUUGUGUCCAACGGUGGUAAACCAGGCGAUCUCGUGCUGAACCUGACGCUCACUGCACAAGGCCCUCCAAGUAUUCCAUCUCAGUUCAAGGCGUGGAGCGACGAUCCACACUCGAUGCGUCUGUCGUGGAUGGAGGAAUUUAACGGAGGGGCAGCGCAGCUGUUUCUGGUUCACUACCGGAAACACAAGACCAAGGAGUCGGCGAACCGCACCGGACGCUACACGGAGAAAGGUCUGCACGCCAAACACACGGCGGUGAUACCUCAACUACAACCAACCACUCGCUAUCUCGUCAAGGUGCUGGCGUAUAACGUGUAUGGAUACAAGGACUUUACUGUGGAACUUGGGGUUGUCACCGCUGCCAUGCCAGAUCCAUUAAACUCAGCAGGCGUGGGGGUAGCCAUUGGGUUGGCCAUAGCUGUUGUCUUGGCGCUCAUUUUUGGAGCAAUUUUCCUCGUUUACCGACGUAUUAAAACAGGUAGUGUAAAUCUAUCAAGCUCUCGCAAAUCCAGUAUGUUUCAUAUUGAAGUCGAAAAUGAUGAUCCUCUGGAAAAACAAAGUACCACUGUGGAUGAUUUGGAAACAAUUUCAAAUCUGAGUUCUUCCGCUGGAACAACGCUAGAGCCUGAAAACGAAGGGAUCAGCAAUUCUGACAGCAAAACGCAGCCACAACAAGGUGAGACUUCGGGCAAGCAGUUGUCACGGACAUCAAACCCGUAUGCUGCACUCGGGACCAGAGAGCAAAAUGUGUAUGAAGGUCUUGGAGAUCCGAACAAAAAAGGUGAGACGCAGGACAAGAAACUGCCACAUGAAUCGAACCCGUAUUCUGCACUUGGAGCCAGAGAGGAAAACCUGUAUGAGGGUCUUGGAGACCAGAACAAAACAGACAACCAGCCGUCAGAGACACCAAAGCCGGAUGCAGAACCCGGGACCCCAGAGCAAAACCCUUAUGAUGAUCUUGAAGACCCCAGUAAGAAAGACAACCAGCCGUUAGAGACACCAAAGCCGGAUGCCGCACCCGGGAUCCCAGAGCAAAACCCUUAUGAUGAUCUUGAAGAUACGAAUAUGAAAGGUGAGGCGCUGGAAAACCCGUCACAGAAAUCGAACACUUUUGCUUCCGUUGGCAACAACGAGGAAACUCACUACGAAGAUCAUCAAGUCCAGCUUUAACAAGAAAGAGACUGAAGCACAUUUUCACAGUUUAUGGCUAGAGAUGCUGCCGUCAAAAAUAAAACAACUGAAGAAAAAACAGGGAACAUUGUGUUUGCCAAAUUGUGUUUAGCGACAGUUGCUUUAAGCAUUAAAUUUUAUUUGCAAAUAGUUGUUAACUAUGACAGUAUUGUUUAGCGACCGGUGAAACUUGUAUAGUUAACAAAAUGAUCUCAGAAACUUAAUUAUGAAAAUAACCCACCAAACCAAGCACCGUUAACUCACUGUGGCUAUCUGUAUUAUUUUGUCUGGACGCAUUUUGCACACAUACCACAUUAAAGGGACAUUCCUGAGAUUUCUGCAAUUAAGAUGUUAUUGAAUAAAAGAGACUUUUUAACGAUUGUAAUUACAUAUCAAAUAUAUGUUUCUGCAUAAAAUAUUAGUGGCUGUA